AGGCGCGAAUCGUCGAGACCGGAUUCAGGAAUCGGCAUCCAGAACAAGGGCAUCUGUGGAAUGCCUAUUUGUAGACACCAUACGUAGGAGCCUUCGUUGUACGUGCUCGCUCGUCGAGGCCGGCGCUUCGCUGCUCUUCACUUCUCGACACCGACUUCCGAAUAAUCACUUCUCGAAUAUCCUGCAGUGAUGGAGAACAGUGUCGAAUUCGCAUCUCGAGCAGAGGCGUGUUCGUCCGACAACGAUGGAAACUCUCUUCUGCGGACGGCUCAGUGGUAUCGUCGUCACGGUCGUCCGUCGCGUCAAGACAAGGCAGCUCAACAGCAGUAUCUCUCGCCCUCCGAGGAACAAGCACUAGCCGAGUUCAUGCUGCACAUGGUCCACACGCAGUGCUUACUCCCUGUCAAGUCGCUACGCAUACUCGCUCAGAUCAUCCGGCGUCAGCGCUGCUGCAUUUUUCCAGACGUUGGGGGCCGACGAGUUGCGCGCAGCGCGGCCGUCCUGCGUGCCGCAUGUGUUUGACCCUCAGACCCGCGCCCGUAUUCAGGGACGACCUCGCGUUUUGAUCAGCGGUGGCGUUAGCACACACGAGUCGCUUAAGGUCCCCACG
Dissoconium aciculare CBS 342.82 is the source of this 610-nucleotide messenger RNA. RefSeq lists its product as uncharacterized. The coding region runs from base 190 to 522 and encodes 110 amino acids. The transcript has a single exon. Lineage: Eukaryota; Fungi; Ascomycota; Dothideomycetes; Mycosphaerellales; Dissoconiaceae. The record is from RefSeq and is a predicted model, not a curated record.